Hippocampus zosterae (dwarf seahorse) is the source of this 1592-nucleotide messenger RNA. RefSeq names its product beta-crystallin B3-like. Bases 447 to 1202 code for a protein of 251 amino acids. Gene Ontology annotation, biological process: lens development in camera-type eye; visual perception. The transcript has 7 exons. The record is from RefSeq and is a predicted model, not a curated record. Gene Ontology annotation, molecular function: structural constituent of eye lens. NCBI's taxonomy places the organism in Eukaryota, Metazoa, Chordata, Actinopteri, Syngnathiformes, Syngnathidae.
AGUAAUGGCGCAGCCAAGCCAAGCUGGUUGUCACCUUGUCUGUUACUGCUGAGUGCAGCUGUUUGUGCAAUCCUCUUGGCUCUCUCUCCCCGUGCCUAUUCACAGUGUUGGUUGGUUGGCAGGCGGGCGGGCGGGCAGGCAGCGCAGCCGAUGCCAACACAGCUUCCUAUUGAGAGGCAGCGUUAUGGACACAAUGUGAGCGGCAGACUUGCUGCAUCAACAGCUCCCCCUUUUCUGCUGUUGUGGCCAGAAAUAAACCAUAAAUACCCCCCUGCCCGUGCCUUCCAAUGGCUCAACCGCACCAAGCACCAAGUGGCUUUGAAAAGAGGGACGGCGCCACUUCUUGCAGGCAGACGCAGGCUAGGCGUGAUCCAUGACUUCUGUUUUAAAACACAGCUCAACAUAUAUAGGCUUGACAGUCAUUUUUGAAAGGAGCGAUUGGAAGAAUGUCAGAACCGCAGAGUGCCCCAGAGCAGCUGGCUGCAGGGAAGAGCCAGGGUGGAGCUGGAGCCACUUACAAGGUGGUGCUGUUUGAAUUUGAGAACUUCCAGGGAAGCAAGGCUGAGUUCUCAGCGGAGUGUAAAGAUGUACUAGAGAAGGGCCUCCAGAAGGUUGGCUCGGUGAUCGUUGAAUCCGGGCCAUGGGUUGGUUAUGAUCGGCACGGUUUCACGGGGGAACAGUUUAUUCUGGAGAAAGGCCAGUACCCUCGCUGGGACACGUGGACCAACAGUCAGAACAGCUACUCCCUCUUGUCUCUAAGGCCACUUAAAGUGGAUAGUGCUGACCACAAGCUACACUUGUUUGAGAACCCUGGAUUUACCGGCAGAAAGAUGGAGAUUAUUGACGAUGACGUCCCCAGUUUGUGGGGCCACGGUUUUCAGGAUCGCGUAGCAAGUGUCAAAGCUCUCAACGGAACAUGGGUCGGCUACAUGUACCCAGGCUACAGGGGACGCCAGUUCAUCUUUGAACUGGGAGAUUUCAAGCACUGGAAUGACUGGGAGGCCCCUCUGCCCCAGAUCCAGUCUGUCCGACGGGUGCGGGACAUGCAGUGGCACAAGAGGGGCUGCUUCUCUGCUCGGGACCCGGCUCCAGCUCCUGCUCCUGCUCCUGCCCCUGCUCCUGCUCCUGCUCCAGCUCCCGCUACGGACCCAGAUCCUGCUCCGGCACCACCUGUCCCUUCUACCAAAGGUUGGGCCAGCUGAGCGGGAUCCCAACCUGCAUUUCCACCUCCCGAAGCCUCUCCCAAGCUCAACACCGAGCCUGCCUUCACUAACCUUGCCGAAUGCUGCUUGUCUCCACAGAGGAGUGCCAUAAAUGUUUCUGUGGCCAAUAAAGGUUGUUUGACUUGGAAUUGCUUGUUGUCAAUAAUGCUCUUGUAAUUUGCAUAAAUGUACUGUAGGUGACAUGUUAAACAUUGUAGAAAGUAACUAGAAGGGAAACAGCUUACUGUAUGUGAAAUAAUUCCAGUCUUCCACUUUUUCGUAGCAUGAAGAGGUCACAAUGUGUUCUGUUAAUGUGUAAUUAGCAUCUCGUCAACAGCAUGGAAACGAUAUCAAACUGUAAGCUUUCUAUUAAAACGUAGUGCACCACAU